CCUCCCCCGCCCCUCCCCGCGCGAGUGUCUCCCUCUCCCUCGCUCCCUCUCUCUCUCCCUCUCUCUCUCUUUUGUGAGUUAUAGCAACCGUUGCCUUGUGAAUCAAGCGCCAUAGUCACCGUAGUCCUGGCGACUGUUACCCAUCAACAACAACUACUCCUCUCCUCCUCCUCCUCCUCUUCCUCCUCCUCCUCCUCCCCACCACCACCAUCUCCAUCACCCACCAACAACACCACAAUAAUCCACAGCCAAGGAAACCUGUUUGUCCGUGGUGCUAUGGAAACUAUAAGAGAACUUCUCUCUGCUGUCUAUCACCUAGCCCCUCUGUCACCUCCAGCUGUCUCAGAGAUUUUUAUCAGAGGAAUGUAGACUGGAAUCUGCAAUGGUUUUCAAAAUCCCAAAGUGAGACCAUCAUGCAGACUUCAGAGACGGGUUCAGACACAGGGUCGACAGUGACUCUGCAGACGUCUGUGGCUAGCCAAGCAGCAGUGCCUACACAGGUGGUACAGCAAGUGCCAGUCCAGCAGCAGGUGCAGCAGGUACAGACAGUUCAGCAGGUCCAACAUGUCUACCCAGCUCAGGUGCAGUAUGUGGAAGGAAGUGAUACUGUCUAUACCAAUGGAGCAAUCCGAACAACAACUUAUCCUUAUACAGAAACACAGAUGUACAGCCAAAACACUGGAGGAAAUUACUUUGACACUCAAGGAAGUUCAGCACAGGUGACAACCGUGGUGUCCUCCCACAGUAUGGUGGGUACUGGUGGUAUUCAGAUGGGCGUCACAGGAGGACAGCUCAUCAGCAGCUCCGGAGGAACCUAUCUGAUUGGCAAUUCAAUGGAGAAUUCUGGUCACUCAGUGACACACACAACUCGAGCCUCCCCAGCGACAAUUGAAAUGGCGAUUGAGACGCUGCAAAAGUCUGACGGUCUGUCCACUCACAGAAGCUCUCUUCUCAACAGCCAUCUCCAGUGGCUGCUGGACAAUUAUGAGACAGCAGAAGGGGUCAGCCUUCCGAGAAGCACGCUGUACAAUCACUAUCUUCGACACUGUCAGGAACACAAGCUGGACCCAGUCAACGCUGCCUCUUUUGGAAAACUAAUAAGGUCCAUUUUUAUGGGGCUACGGACUAGGAGAUUAGGAACUAGAGGAAACUCCAAGUACCAUUACUAUGGGAUUCGUGUGAAGCCAGAUUCUCCUCUUAACCGUCUACAAGAAGACAUGCAGUAUAUGGCUAUGAGACAGCAGCCCAUGCAGCAGAAGCAAAGGUACAAGCCUAUGCAGAAAGUGGAUGGGGUUGCAGAUGGUUUCACAGGAAGUGGCCAACAGACAGGCACAUCUGUUGAGCAAACUGUAAUUGCCCAAAGUCAACAUCAUCAACAGUUUUUAGAUGCAUCUCGAGCACUUCCAGAGUUUGGAGAAGUUGAAAUCUCUUCUCUGCCAGAUGGUACUACCUUUGAGGAUAUCAAGUCACUGCAGAGUCUUUAUCGAGAGCACUGUGAGGCGAUAUUGGACGUUGUUGUGAAUCUUCAGUUUAGCCUGAUAGAAAAAUUAUGGCAAACAUUCUGGCGCUAUUCUCCCUCUACUCCAACCGACGGCACUACCAUUACUGAAUCAAGCAAUCUGAGUGAAAUAGAAAGUCGACUUCCGAAAGCAAAGCUGAUAACUCUGUGCAAACAUGAGUCUAUCCUGAAAUGGAUGUGUAACUGUGACCAUGGGAUGUACCAGGCUUUGGUGGAGAUUCUCAUCCCCGACGUCCUUAGACCCAUUCCUAGUGCCUUGACCCAAGCCAUUCGAAAUUUUGCAAAAAGCCUUGAAGGUUGGCUUUCAAAUGCCAUGAACAAUAUUCCACAGAGAAUGAUACAAACCAAGGUUGCCGCUGUAAGUGCCUUUGCCCAGACUCUGCGAAGAUACACAUCGCUCAAUCACCUGGCCCAGGCAGCCCGCGCCGUACUUCAGAACACUUCCCAGAUUAACCAGAUGCUCAGCGACCUCAACCGCGUUGACUUUGCCAAUGUCCAGGAGCAGGCUUCCUGGGUGUGCCAGUGUGAUGACAACAUGGUUCAGAGACUAGAAACAGACUUCAAGAUGACACUUCAGCAGCAGAGCACACUGGAGCAGUGGGCAGCAUGGCUGGACAAUGUGAUGAUGCAGGCACUGAAGCCCUAUGAAGGAAGACCCAGCUUCCCUAAAGCCGCCAGGCAGUUUCUGCUCAAAUGGUCUUUUUACAGCUCCAUGGUCAUCCGGGACUUAACCCUGCGCAGUGCUGCUAGCUUCGGCUCCUUCCACCUGAUCCGGCUGCUCUAUGACGAGUACAUGUUCUACUUGGUAGAGCAUCGUGUUGCUCAGGCAACAGGAGAGACACCCAUAGCAGUGAUGGGCGAGUUCGGUGAUUUAAAUGCUGUGUCUCCUGGAAAUCUGGAUAAAGAUGAAGGCAGUGAAGUAGAAAGUGAGAUGGAUGAAGACCUGGAUGAUUCUUCUGAGCCUCAGGCCAAAAGAGAGAAAACAGAGUUGAACCAGGCCUUCCCCGUCGGCUGCAUGCCGCCGGUCCUGGAGAGUGGUGUGCAGCCCAGCCUCCUGAGUCCCAUCCACAGUGAGCACAUCGUCACGAGCACUCAGACCAUCCGGCAGUGCAGCGCCACGGGCAACACGUACACCGCAGUCUAAGGGCAGCAGGAAAACCGGUUUUCCAGCUUCUUUAACCCCACUGAUACUGGGCUUACGCUGAGAGUUUAACAAGCCUGAAGGUUGACUGUUGUCAAAAGUCUUUCUGUGCUGAACAUUACCUUUUUGGAGUUGUGAAAUGGAAUGGGUGUAUGUAUUUUUCCAGGUCUUUUUUUUUUUUAACACAAAUUAUUUGCCUUUUAAUAAUAAGAGUUUCUCCCCCACUUCCCUUAGUUUCAGGUGUCAAGAAGGAUUUUUACAACACGUAAUGUCAUUGUUUUUGUUUUCUCAUAAUUAAAAAGUAAUUUACAUUUUGUAGCUUAAAAUAUUUUAUUGUUGAUUGUUAGUCUUGGUGUAUGAUUUUAUGUGUAAGUUUUUUAAUUAGAUGCACUUCUGUGAAAUAUCAAAAGAAAUGAAUUUCUUUGAUUUACACUGGAGGCAUGCCCAUUUGGCAGCAGAUGCAUCAAAUUUGCUUCUGAAAGGUGCUUUUCAUUGGACAGAACCAUGAGACACUAUUUUGAUAACAUUUUGGAGUACAGAGAGAAUACAGAGCGUUUUUAUUAUAGUGCUAGAGGGUUGGGAAGGUCAUCUAUUUUUCUCUGAAAAAAAAUGAGCUGUGCAUUUAUCAGUUCAGGGUAAAUGACAGAAUGGCAAGAGAUUAUGCUAAUAUGUACAUAAUUUGUGUACAUAACUAUUACACCAUGUUAACAAUGCAAGCUUCCGUUAGGCAUCGACUUUUAACUAUUACUUGCAUACCAGUUCCUCUGUGUAAAGACUACUGAUUCUGUAUUGGGACCACUGCACAGAUGCAUUCUGCUCUUAAGUGGGGCUGUUAUAGUUAGAUACUGAAGCUGAAAAAUGACUUGACUUUUUUUUUUAAGUGUACAUGCUACUUAUACUGAGCUGGACAUACAGGAAACCAUUCCAUUUGAAUGACUUUCUUUUAUUCCAGGUCUUUUUUCUAAUAGUAGUUCAAAAUGCUGCUAUUAUAAAAGAAAAUGUAUAGAAUGCAAGGAAUGUAGCGCCCUGCAUAUUGUUAUUUCCUGGUUUCUAAAGUACAUGGAUUUCAAUUUUACACAGAACCUGAAGGCAGUGUGACUGGCACACCUCACUGUUGCUGACCCCGAUUCUAUAGGAUUUGGAUAGGUGGCUGGAUGGACCAUUGCCAUUGAAGAAUGUACAUCAGGGAUCAUCGUACCUCGGCUAUUACAUGGUGCCUUAAAACAGAACUGAGCUAAGGUUUAGUAAGGUUUAUUUUGUUCGUGUGAAUAACUCUUCAAUCCAUUUGGUAAAGUGUGCCUGUCAUGCUCAGAUUCCUGAAGUAAGGACAGGCCACAUGUUCUUCAAGGGGAAUUUAGGGGGAAAUGAAGCAAAACAAAGAGACAAAAACUUCAGUUUCUCUCUGAGUGACUGUGAGUGGACUUGUCUAUGUUUUAUCCUUGGAGCUGAAUAUCACUUGAUUAUAAAUCAGAUUGCUAAGGGUGUGGACUAACAGGCUAGUUUUCAUACAAACAUUUUACAUAAAGAUCGUAUGUUGUAGACCAUUCUUAUCUAGUUACAAUUCUGGAAAGCUAACAAAAAAAGCAGGUACUUAUUGAAGUGCAUCUUUUCAGUCUAAAUGUCUGUCUGUGUGUCAGGUGUCUCUGUAUAAACACACACACACACACACACACACACACACACACACACACAGGCACUCACCCAUGCAUGCAUGCACACACAUGGAGCAGGAGUCUGCUACAGUCAGAAGUGAGAUCCUAAAGAGCACAGGCUCAUCACAUUUUAUUUUGCAUGAAAAGCCAAGGUUCUUUUAAGAAUUCAACCAUCAUCAACAACAACAACAACAACACAGGACACAUCCUUUCGUUUAAUUAACUAUAAAAGUAAAUCAGUGAAAGUCAAUAAAUAACAAAAUCAAUAAAGCCAAAAAAGGAAAGGAAAGCACAAGAUGAUGUAUAGAUCACGACUGAGGCCUAUAUCAAACUGAAGACUUCAUCUUUCCAGUUGGGUUGGGUGAGGGGUGUGGUUGAGGAGAUGAGGCUGCACCAGUCUGGAAAGUUAAAGAUACCAAAUGGCUUAUCAGGAAACACAGUGUAUUGAAACUGUUCUUGCCUGAUUGAUUGUCUCAAACUUCUGAACAUCAAUAGCAUUUCUGAAGUAAAAUUAAAAUGUCAUAAAUAUAAUUUUUAGUGGAUUCUGAUUUUAUAUCGAGCAAUUUACUUGAGUCUUCACUGGCAUCCAAGCAUCACUUCAUUUACUGAAGAUCCCCAAAGGCAAUGAAUUUGCACCCCCCUCCCCUGCAUAAUCUAUCAUACGCUACAAAAGACCAUGGAUCUACUUCAUUGCGAGUUAGAAAAUGUUUACACAUAAAAUUUCAAUCAUAACAGAACUCUCUUCAUUUUAACUAUCCCUCCUGAGGUCUUUCAGUCUCCUGUCUCUACCGGUCAUCCCCAGAUGACAUCAUGUCUGUAUUGGACCAAAUGUAUUUACUGGUUUCACUGUGUUUAUUGGUUGAUUUUGAAUGUAUUUGUAUCACUGUUUCAUUUAACCUAAUGUCGGGGAUACUCGUAUCAUGAAAGGAAUCUGCUGACAAUGGACAGAUGUAGAUUCGUGAGAGUGAGGGACUGAGUGGCCCUCCAGAUUUCAUCAUUUCUACCAGUUGUUCAUGGUUUGUUCUAAAUUAGGACAGAGUAGAACGUAAUUAUUACAGUUGGAACUGACUCUAAAAUAUUCUGGAAUCUUAUAUAAAUAUUUAGGAACAUUAAUCCUUUUACACCAGUGUAGAUAGGUCUAACCAAUACACACAACAGAAUACCUAUGGCUUAUGACACUUCUAAUUAUUUGUAGUACACACUUGCACACACAUCAAUUUUGGAUUUGAAUUGUGAAAUAUAUUAGAAAACAAAAACAGUAAUUAAAUGCAGGCAUAAAUUAGAAUAAUCAAAUUUGUUGUAGUUAUUUAACAUUUUGUUUCCAUUUUCCAUUCACUGAAACUGGCUUUUCUAAAUAUCAGCCACUACAAUGAGACUUCAUUGUAGACUGAUUGACAUAAUACUCAUUUUAAGGACUUCUGGUAUUUCUUGGCAUUGUAAUCAAAUGCUAGUCUUGAAAUACACGAGUAUGAACCAAGUGCUACACUUCCAGUGAGGAAAAGGGGAGAGAGGUGCAUGAGCUAUUGGUAUAUUUCAGAAGAGAUAUUUCCAUGUAAUACAAUUGAGUAUCAUAGGUAUAGUUUAAUAUCAGUAAAUACUUUGAGAAUUAUAGCCAAGAGAUUUGCGCUUCCAAAACCAGUGAACAAUGGGUGGAAUGGGUGAAAUUUCUCCUGGGAACACAGAGCCCAGUUUUUGAUUUGUUUCCUUUGGAUAUCAAGUUACUAAUAACUUCAGGAUUUGUAUCCAAAUCAUGUUUGGAUUGACUGUAUGAGUCUUACUGCCUUUUCAGAAAUCUGCGUUCCUUUUUGUGAUUUUCCUUGUACUGUAUAGCACGGUUCAUGCACCUCUCUUUAGAUGGUGUACUUUAAAAACAGAAAUAAAAUACACCAAUGGUUUUCUCGCUGCAUACCUAAAGUCAGUAGUGUGCAACAUGAACUGCCUUUGAUUUGUAGUAGAUGUUCAAAGAUGAACAUGUUCUUGCAGAAUGCUGUAGAAGUCAGUCAGGAGUGAGCACAGCUUCCAUGCUGUCAUCGUGGGCCUUUUUACAUGGACACACUCUCUACAAGUGUUUAAUGCAUUUUCAGUUUUUAAAAGAUUAUUAUAUUAUUAUUUGAAAUGUCUAAAAUAAUGCUGUGCUUGAAACAUCUGUUUAAACAAAGUGUGUCACUGUGAUGGUCCUCAUUGCGUGGACACAGUAGGAAGUGAAAAACUUGACUAGUCACAUUUGUACACGAGGUAAGGCAGUGGUUAUAUAUAACAGAUUGACUUUGUCAUAACCUCCCCCUCCCCAAAUUCUUUUGAGCAAACCAAACUAUCCAGAAAUGAAAAUCAGAAGUCUUCUGAUCUCUGUGGAUCACAUCAGAGUAUGGGGGAGGAGGGCUGGCAUGCAGUGUUGUUGAACAUCGGGCUGUGACUGGAUCAGAGCAACCUCCAUGUACAUGGUUGACAAACCCAUUAACAGAACCCUAGUGUUUCUGCGAGUCUGGUGAUUUUCAAAGACUGGAAUUGAAGCAUCAAUUCAGUGCUUAGUUCUGGUCCUGGAAAAGCUCUUUGCUGUAAUGCCUUGUAUUAACCCUUUGAGCAUUGUAAGAUAUACAAUGGGGGAUGAAAGCCUUCCAGAUCAUUUAUUUAGACUUAAAAAAGUAAAAUAGCCUCUAUAUCCAAAUGUCUAAUUACACUGUUUUUUAAAGGGGGGUCAGAAAAGAAAGUGUCUCCAUUCCGAACACUUGCAUUUUAUAUACAACUCUUAAUUUUACUUCAAGAGGGCUUAAUAUAUUUAUUCCCAAAUAUUCACUGCCAUCUAAGUAAGUGUACUGUUUACAGAAGACAAAAUCAACUUUUCUAGCAUCACAUGACUCUCUAGAAAAGGAGGACACAUACAUGGGCCUAUACAGACCUAUGUUGUAACUGAUUUCUGCACACUGGAGGUACCUGAUUGCCUUUAAAAGGUAUGAUAAAAUAAGGGUUACAUUUCUUCUUUUCUCCCAAAACAAAAGAUCUCAUUUAUUUAGCUUUAGAAAAUACAAGUGUAAGUGAAGCCUUAGGAAGAAAUGAGUUCCACUGAACACAGCUGAACUCGGGACAUUUAGGCUCUUUGGAGUUGCAUCUAUCAUAAAAUAUUAUUUGGAAAUUCAUACGGGGCAUAAUUUUACCUAUGCUCCAAAACGUUAAUACUAAUAAGACAGAGAGAGACAGAGUGGCGAGCAAGGCACUCACUUGCUCUAAGCUCUUCUGUCAGGAGCUGCUGUGACUACUGCUUCAGAUAUCUCUGAAUGUCAUUCUGCUUACGACAUUGCUGAUUUCUUGGAGGGAAUUUCUGGACAGUUGAUCUGGUCCUCCCCUGUGUGACAGAGCACAGAGUGGUGUUGUCUGCAGAUGUGCCUGCGCCGCCCUCGCCCGGUGCACACACAGGAGCGUAACCUAUUCCGAUGUCUGCUGGACAUCUGUAGCAUAGUGCAAGUGUCCGCACGUUGCUUCUUAGGCAGUUGAGGAAGUCAGACCAUGCAAAUGACUCAUGUGUUAACACGCAAUACUCAAAGGGUUUUACUUUAGCUCUCCUCUUUUGAAUCUUCAUGAUGAUUUACUGUAAAUGCUUCUCAGUUUGCAUGCCUUGCCCAUUGCUGCUAGUGAUUUUAUGUGCCAGUAGACCUGAGUUUAGUUUACCAAUUUUACUUAAAUAGUAAAAGCCGCUUACAAAGUGACUGCCUAGGAUUGAUUCUCCUUUUGUUUAAAGGGAUUGGUGAUACGUCUUUUUAAAAGAAAUGUUUUGUCUCUUCUAUUUGGUUCUGAUAUUUGAAUCUUUUCCCCCUCUUUUCUUUGUUUUCUUUCUUUCUUUUUUUUUUCUUUUAAAUAAAGUAUGACGUUGGGAUUGGAAGCCCUGAGUAAUGAAAUAUUUGGUAAGAAUCAUUUAUGUAGCUCAAUAAUGAUGAUAACAAAUAUCUGUGAGAAGUUUGAUUCUGGGGAGGAAAGCAAAAAUAAAACUCUGAUUGACUUUUGAUGACCAAGUAAAUUUUCCUGGAAUAAAUUAUCAUUUCUGAACAAAUGAUUGCCUUGUUUUAGCCUACCAUACUCAAUUUUAUAUGAUCUGAUAAGGAAGGUAUUAAAUUUUAUUCGUUUAAAAACAUCUUUUGUACCGAAGCAGAUUCUUUUCUCUGCUCAUCUCCAUCAUCAAUUUGGACCUGUGGUGGCGACCAAUGAGUUGGUUCCAGAAACUUACGUGAGUGCCUUGAGAACACUUGGGAAUUUGUGCCUGAGGUGGUAAACUUUUAAUUAGGUUAAUUGUAGCGCUUACCAAUCAGUAACUCCACUAUCACUCAGGGCUUUCGUACCUUCUAGGUAAAACUUCUUUCAUUGUGUUUUUUUUAAAUACUGUAUUUUUUUUAAGUGCCAUCAUUUAAAUUUCACUUAGUAAGUGGCAGAUUACAUUCUUCAGUCCCACAAGCACACAACAUAGGAACACUAGGAGAUAUUUGAGCAUUUAUUUUACAAUCGACUGAAUAUAUUAUGUAAAUGAGGUAAGCAACUUUUGUAGAGAUUGUAUGUGUGAGAUAAUGUAAUGUUCUUUUCCAGUUUUUGGACUACAGUUGAAUAAACUUUUUAAUUAUUUAAAAACAUCUUUACCGAAUAACAUGUGAUGGUUUUUUGUAUAAUGUAUUUGAUUUUGUAAAUACGUAUUUCCUGAUGUGAUUUUUGUGAGAAACGCUAAAUCUUUUAGUAUACCAUGUCCUCUCAAGAUUGGCGGGAGCUAAAUACUAGUUUGUGGGCGAUUUGUAUUGUGUACUGUACAAUAACUGGGGAACUUUUAUAAUUAUAAAAAUAUAUAUUAACUUUUAGUGUGUUGUUUAAACAAAUGACUGGAACAUACUAAAGAUAUUAGUAGGAUUUUUUCUGAAUAUUUCAGACUUGAACUCAGGCUAGCUUUCUUGUGUUUUUCAAAACAAAAUGGUGUCUUGUCUUUUAAAAAUCAAUAAAUUUGUUUCCUUGUUACAAA
Molecule: messenger RNA, 9302 nt
Organism: Peromyscus maniculatus bairdii (prairie deer mouse)
Lineage: Eukaryota; Metazoa; Chordata; Mammalia; Rodentia; Cricetidae
Gene: Rfx3
Product: regulatory factor X3
Biological process (GO): regulation of transcription by RNA polymerase II
Cellular component (GO): nucleus
Molecular function (GO): RNA polymerase II cis-regulatory region sequence-specific DNA binding; DNA-binding transcription factor activity, RNA polymerase II-specific
Source: RefSeq, a predicted model, not a curated record